Molecule: messenger RNA, 5146 nt
Organism: Ostrea edulis (European flat oyster)
Lineage: Eukaryota; Metazoa; Mollusca; Bivalvia; Ostreida; Ostreidae
Product: upstream stimulatory factor 2-like
Exons: 9
Coding region: 417-1352 (311 amino acids)
Biological process (GO): regulation of transcription by RNA polymerase II
Molecular function (GO): protein dimerization activity; DNA-binding transcription factor activity, RNA polymerase II-specific; RNA polymerase II cis-regulatory region sequence-specific DNA binding
Source: RefSeq, a predicted model, not a curated record
GCGUGUAACCGAGUAACCGGAAGUUGCACAAGCACACACUGUGAGAAACGACAGCGUUGAUUGGCUGUUUAAGACAAGACCAGUUUACAAACAUAAAUAAAUAUAUUUAUCCCCAGAUAAACUAGUUCAGUUAAGUGAAACAUCAAGAUCGUUAUUUUCUGAUAAUAUAUAAUAAACCAGGAUUUUCCUUAAAAUCAAUUGUGUUAAUUAAACUCUAUAAUUGAUAUAUCGCGGGUAUUUUCGGUACUUGGAGUUCUUGAACAAUUUCAUAUCAUAUAUCCAAACGCCGAGCACUGUGCAAGAUCGGCCAUCUUUGUCACAUGUUCAAUUUUCCAUCUCAUGUGACCUGUUGUUUGGCCCCGUGAUCAAGCUUGUUUUAUUUCCAGGCAAAUUCAAACAUCUGCCAAAUCGUCCACAUGGAUAUGCUAGAUCAGGCCUUAGAGGCCAGCCAUGAUGACACCAAAGAUUCCACUGGUUCUGAUGAUGUACAGCUAACUGGAGAUGGAGAGGAAGGGAUUGGAACAGUACAGAAUGUAGCACCAUCUCAAAUCACCUUAGAUCCCAAUCUUCAGUAUCAGUUCAGAACUGAUACAGGUCAGGUAACCUAUAGAGUGGUCCAGGUAACAGGUGAUGGUACCGAGUCUGCUCAGGUGGUUGCCACCAAUGCCUUCCAACCAGGUGCUCAAGCAGUUAUCCAAAGUCCAUUUAGCAAUGGCGGCAGUCCUACCCCAGACACUCAAGGCACCGAAACAAGGUUCACUUAUUUUCCAACAACAGUUGUAACAAAUGCAGACCAGGUCACAUCACAAGGCGAUGUCACUGCCACCAAUGCUGCACUGGGCCAAGUCACAGCAACAGGGGGUGCUUGGGCAGGCGAUACAGCAAUCCAGCAAGGUCAGUUCUACGUGAUGAUGUCCCCUCAAGAGGUUCUACAGGGUCAGAGAAACAUUGCCCCACGGACAGGGUUUUCCCCCAAAGUGGAGGGGGUCAGAACCGGAAGGGAUGACAGGCGAAGAGCUACACACAAUGAAGUGGAAAGAAGACGAAGAGACAAGAUAAAUAACUGGAUUGUACAGCUGUCUAAAGUCAUCCCCGACUGUUCACAGGAACACACCAAACAGGGACAGGUAAAAAGUAAAGGAGGAAUUUUAUCAAAAGCAUGUGAUUAUAUAACUGAGCUGAAGACUGCAAAUAUGAGAAUGAGUGAUUCUUUGAAGGAAACGGAGAGACUUUCUGUUGAUUUGGAAUUAUUACGACAACAGUGUGAGGAGUUAAAGAGUGAGAAUUCGAUUCUGCGAGCUCAGCUUCAAUCACACGGUCUCAUGCCAGACAUUCCCGGCUCCAACUCCUAACUAGUGCUUCUCUAACGUUUUCUGGAAUAGGAUCUUACAUUUCUUUAUUGUUCUCGCUCUUCACAGAAUCCAGUCAUGCAUUAGACAGUUCAAAUUUAUAACUAGUCUUAAUCUAGCAUUUAAGCUAGACUUAUUUAACACGCAUGCAGUCUGUAUUAUUUUUGUCACCGAGUAUGAAAAGAACCAUUUUUUAAUGAUUUCAAAGAAAUCUUACAAAUGAAGUGGUUUUGCUCUCAGAUUACAUUCUAUAUUUACAUCCACAGAAAAAUUACCUGUAGUAGUCAGUCUGCCCGUCAAUUCCAAUAUUUAUCUGUAUCCAGUGGCACUCUUAAGUAUCCACAGGAACUACCGCACAUCUACAGCUGAAUUGUUCUCUCUGUGAGGUGACCAAGUCGUGAUAUUUUCGUCAUGUAUACAAUUACUUAUCAACUCCAUGCCCUUAAGGUAUUCCAUGUAUAAUGAAAGGAUAAUGAACAAUUUUGAAGGAUUUAGAUCAACAUAAAUGUUUAUUGUUAAAUAAUGAUGAAAGUGAAGCAAAUGAAAUUCACAUGAAUGGUAAAUGAUUAGAAGCUGACCUUUUUGAACUUAAAACUUUUUGGAAGAGUUGUCUGUCCUUUGUAAAAAUAAGAAAAAUAUAAUUUUCUGAUAAUGUGUGUGGUCGAUGAUUAAUUUUAUUUCAUAUUUUCACUAAGAGAAAGUGUUUGUAACUUUCUACCAAGAGACUUGUAUGAAAAUAUAAUUUCUUUUUAAAAUAUUGUAAUAAAACAUGCUUUCCCCAUAUACUUCAAUGUUAAAUUCUAGAUGAAAUAAAUCAAGCAGUAAACAAAAUUUUGAAAAUUCCUAUGGUGGAUUAUUUUCAUUUGAUGAACCUUUCAAAAUUAUACCAUGAUUACAAAAAUUCCACCAUCCAUUUAUUAGAUAUGAAAUAUGGCCAUUAUACAUUGAAUACCUUAAGUACGUGUAGGGCCGCAAAUGUGUAAAACUGGAUAUUGUUGAUGAAAGCAAGCCAGUCUGAAAAUUGUAUAACCAUGGUACUCAUUCUAAAGAAUUGGAGUUCAGAUUUUGUACAAUGUACUCAUUUUGAAGAAGUCAUUAGUACUGAUUUUGACCAUUUUGUACAAUGUACUGAUUCUAAGACUCGUGUACUUUAUAAUUAGCAUACGGGGAGUAUGCUUAAACCACAUCAGCAAUUAUAAUCAGAGAAUCAUCUCCUUAUGCCAUGUGUGUUUGUCAUAACUUCGUUCUGGUGACAUGUUUGAUAUCAUACAUAUUUGUGUUAAUGCCAGGUAUUUUCAAGUUGUUAUUGUACCACUGUCUUUGUGGAAUUCCUUUAUAACUAUAUCAGUGCUAUAUGUACCGGUACAUUAGGGUUUGGGGGAUACUGUCAAUGCUCUACGGAGAAGAAUGCAUGUUGGGGGUAAAAUCAUUACAACCAAGUUUUUGCGUCAUCAACCUAUGUAAAAUGUUAACAUCAUGUUAUGCUCCUGUCUUUUGAUUCUGUAAACUUUCACAGCUGCACAAUGGAAGAUAAGAAUUUGAGAUUUGACCUUGACAAUCAGUAACAUGCCAGCUAUUGGGGUUAUGAACACAGUUAAUUUUCCUGUAAAUGUAUUGACAUCUUUUCAUGUGCUGAAAAUUUGUUAAGUUAUUUGUUGUUUUUUACCAAGCAUUUUUUUUUUGCUGUGAAAAUCAAGAAGUGGUUUCUUAAAGUGAAAGAUUCACUUUAUGAUAUUGUCUCUGCUCGCACGACGUUGCUUCUGAAUAUUGAUGUCCUGAUUAAUUGAAAUUAUAUUUUUGUGCUUCUUUCUUUUCUUUACACAUGUGCAAUGUGAAACAGAAAGAAGUGUCUUGUGUAAGUUCUAUGAUAGAGUCAGAUGUUAAAUGUUUUAAUUAUAUGAGUGACUUGUGUACAAUGCAAUAUUUAAUGCACAUCGCAAUUGAUGCAUGUUGAUGUGUAUGAAAUAGAUCUAAGAUUUAUUUGCCAUAUUUUGUUUUGAUACUUUCAGUAAAGAGUAAAAUUGAAUUGUACUUUCUUAUUAUAGAAAUAUUGAUCAGAAAGUCAUCUUAUGUUGGCGAUGUACUUUCUCAAACAAUAAAUCACCCCACCCACCCAAACCCCUCACCCCUGUCAGAUUCUGGUUUGGGGGGGGGGGGGGUGCAGUCUCUAUAGAAUUUACACAUUUAAUAUUAUAUUCUUUUACAAAAUUGAACAACACCCACAGACUGUCAUCACACAAAUCAAUCACUUUGAGAAGGUUCAUGUUGUCAACUAUGGUUCAGUAUUUUGAAUGUGUAAGUCACAAAUGUUGUGAUACAUUGAUUUUUUAUUAUUAUUAUGUUUAAUGCAUCUCUGCUUGCCUGGGCUGGCUAUCAGCUUCUCUUCUCUGAAACUGUUAAUCAUGCUGUAUAAAUAUUAAAAAAGUGUCUUAUACUAAUUGAAAUUAUGGAGGCCUGAUACACAAACUGAAAAUAAUUUUGUUUUGUCUGUUAAUUAACCCUUUUCUUACAUACCAUGAAAAUGCAACUAAUUUGAAAAUGGGUAUCCAUGCUUUAGGGGUAUUUUUUGUGAGAGAGAAAUAUCUUUUCUUAUCCCCCGCAACUAAAGUUAAAAGAAUCAGCAUGCCUGUGGACAUGAAUUUGUUCGUACAUAUUCCAAGAGACUAGCAUACGUAGAUUGUUCUGAAAAUUUGUAUGUGUACUCUUUUGAUAUCCACCAUAGAAAAAAGUACACUUUAUUAUUGCAUCAUGAUCUCAUACAGAGGCUACUGCGUAAGUUUAGGAGAGGGUAAACUGACAUGAUGUCUGUUUAUCUGCCUGUAGACAUAAUUUUAUCCAGACAUAUUCUCGACUUCUGAAAUUUCUACACUAUUGCAUCAUGAUUAUUGAUAGAUAUUGAAAUCAAACAAAUUUCUUGGAACUUGUAUUCAAGUGAAACAUGAAUACUGUUGAAACAUUCAUCUUUCUGGUCUUCAGCUGUACAACAUUUCAAGUAUGCUCCAAUAUGGACGAUUCCGUGGAGCUAUUGGUCCCAUUCAGUCAGGUCUAGUUAAAUUCCGAUUUCUCAAUUAAGAUGGAUUACUACACCGAAAUUUUAUUUGAUGGCAUGUUAAAAGUACCUCAUGUGAAGUAUUUCACCAUCAAAAGAGUGAUACAAGCUCUCAAUUAUUUAAUAGAAUUUUUUGGGUAUAUUUUUCAGAAUAAUGAAAAUAAACAAGAUUUUAAAAUCCACCUUAAAAGGAUUUGGAAUAGGGUCAAAGGUUCCAACAGCAUUCAAACACAGUACGGCAAGAUUAGCAUAUAAUAAUUAUUCUUCACCAUCAAUCCACAUCACUAUGGGGGAUUUAAAUAUAAUAAUCAUUCCUUACCAUCAAUCCACAUCACUAUGAGGUCAUUCCUCGCCAUCAAUACACAUCACUACCAGGGAUUUAACUAAUUGGAAGAAAACUUUUUUUCCCCAGUGUAUCAAGCGCCAUUAUUCAGUACAUAUUGAGUAUAAUGUCCACGAUUUGUCAGAUUUGUUUGUUAAAGCUUUGUGCUCUCUGAAGAGUUUGUAAGAAAAGCAACAGUUCCAUCAAACUGUAAAUUUUUUGUAAGAAAAUGAUCUAGAUAUAUGCAGCCAGUUAUGAUUGAAAAUGGCAUGUUUCAAUUAAAAAUCAAAUAUGCAUCUCAUUGUAACGGAAUAGUGUCUGACAUAGACGGGAUUUGUUUUGUACUUUUGUCACUGUAUUGUUAUUGUGUUUAUGUACAAUGAAUAAUUUAAGAAACUUUUUAAAAAAUAAAACAUUUUAAAUGAU